This is a messenger RNA of Drosophila nasuta, 1075 nucleotides long. RefSeq names its product SDR family oxidoreductase shroud (gene sro). Bases 16 to 1065 code for a protein of 349 amino acids. NCBI's taxonomy places the organism in Eukaryota, Metazoa, Arthropoda, Insecta, Diptera, Drosophilidae. Gene Ontology annotation, cellular component: intracellular membrane-bounded organelle. Gene Ontology annotation, biological process: steroid metabolic process. The record is from RefSeq and is a predicted model, not a curated record. Gene Ontology annotation, molecular function: oxidoreductase activity. The transcript is spliced from 3 exons.
CUGGACGACUGCGUCAUGCAUUUUUUUGGCACCAGCCUAAUCUGCAGUCGAUCUAGAACCUCUGAUAUGGCUAGCUGUAGGCAAUUGUGGCGUGCCUUGAAGCGCACUCUGGGAUUAGGACGACGCCAGCUGAGUGUGGGCGAGCACCAAGUGGUGCUGGUGACAGGUUGUGAUUCAGGAUUGGGCCAUUCACUGGCGGUUUAUUGUCACCAAGCACUCAAUAUGACGGUCAUCUCCUGCUGUCACAAUCUGCAAUCCCAAGGAGCUCAAUUGCUGCAGCAGCUGAACACCGAGAAUGGAGCACGGCAGCAACGCAUGCUUACCUGGCAACUGGAUCUGCUGAAACCCGAGUCCAUCGAACAGUUGCAAACGAAGCUGCAACAGUUGCUGCACAACAGCAAUUAUCAGUUGAUGGCGUUGGUCAACAAUGCGGGAGUAAUGUGCUUCGGUGAAUUCGAAUGGCAGUUGCCAUCGCAGAUUGAGCUGCAGAUCAAUUGCAAUCUGCUGGGCACAAUGCGUCUAACCCGACAACUAUUGCCACUACUCCGGCAACAUCGUGGACGCAUCAUCAACGUGACCAGCCACUGUGGACUGCAUGCGUUGCCUGCUCUGGCGCCUUAUGCCGCCUCCAAGGCAGCGCUGCGUGGCUGGACGGAUGCGUUGCGCAUUGAGCUGCAGCAAUACGACAUGGAAGUGGUCAACUUUAUACCCGGUUCCUUUGUAAUGGACAGCAAUAUUGCUGCACGCCAGCAACAGCAUGCGCAGCAAAUGCUCGAAGCCUUCAGCGAGGAACAGUUGUCAUACUACGGCACAUACUUCACCAAGUUCAACGAGUAUCUGAGCAUGUUGUCGGGCUUCAAGGCACCCAACAAGCUGCGGGACAACGAGUUGCUGUCAAAGUUUAAAGAUGCUCUCACCAACACGCAACCAGCUGCAAUCUAUAUACACGAACCAUGGCGCUAUAGAAUCUAUCGCUGGCUGUUCGGCAUCUGUCCAACGCCUCUAACGGAUUGGUUGGUUGUGCGUUUCUGUGCGAUGCCCACUUAUGAAUCAACAAGGCGUUGAGUUAUUGUUG